Messenger RNA from Truncatella angustata, 919 nucleotides. RefSeq lists its product as uncharacterized. Bases 63 to 713 code for a protein of 216 amino acids. NCBI's taxonomy places the organism in Eukaryota, Fungi, Ascomycota, Sordariomycetes, Amphisphaeriales, Sporocadaceae. The transcript has a single exon. The record is from RefSeq and is a predicted model, not a curated record.
AAAACUUCAUGACAUAGCUGUACACAGUCGGAAAUUUCUGCCCUUGUCGUGUAAUUUUGCUGAUGGAACACAAUCUCGAUGUACACCCGCCCGGCAGACGAUCUCGCCCCACAUAUCCGGACGUCUUCCCUUCCCAUCCCACACCGUGCUUCCUGCAGCCGAACCCUCCCCUACGGAUUUCGUACGACCAUGAACAAAGCCUACUCGCAUUCACGAACACCUUGAUUAAUUCAUGUGGUGCGAGGGCAAGCCAUCUGCUCUUACUUUCAUAUAUUGACGCUCCACUCAUUCCUUUUAUUCAUGUUCCUCGCUCAUGUCAGCGGCUGCACUGCAACUCCGGGGAAGCCAAGUUGACAGGUCGUUUUACAGGGGUCAGCAGCGGUUCAGUCAAUCCCACCCAGUCAGAGAUGCUGCUCUCACCAACGUUCGUGGCUCUGAAUUAUUGGACUUCGCUACCACGCGAAUUUGGUUUCGGUAGGACCCAUAGCCAUCAGGCUGGCAUCCUUACCGACCAGGUCUGUUACCGCACAUCAGGACCAGGACCCGUUAUUGUCACCGUCGUGACAAGACAUUGUCAACUGAGGACCGAUGCGACGAUGUACGACAUUAAAGUCCAGAAGUACGUACUGUACACACAACCAAGGCAACUUGGGGUGUCGUUUCGGGACGAUCUCUUGAUGUCUGCCCACCGGCUGGAAUUGGAGUGGUGCUAAAAACGUUGAAAGGAAGUAGCCAAACAGUGGUUCGAUACCGUAUCUAGCGUCUCCAAGAUCAUUCCUUCUCCUCAAAUCGGAGGUUUUUCCUUCCACACAUUGCAGGAUCUCGAAUACGAAAAGUAGUGGCUCUCUUCACGUCGGACAGAUUGGUUAGCGAGCAACAUGGCACUGAGAUUGAAUGCCGCUGUUGUGGACCAGGAAUG